AUGAGUAUCCAAUCUAAAUUAAAGUUUAAAGAUGGAAUGUUUAAUACAGCUAAACGAGAAGAAUUACAUAAACAAAUAGAAGCAGAAAUCGGAAGUGAGAGGUACUCUUUUCUAAUAAAUAUCAAAGAUAAAAAUCAGAAAAGUAUUGGAGAGCAAGGAUAUGAUCCAUCUACAUUAUUUAUCCCUGCAAGUUGUUUGAUGAAAAUGACACCAUUUGAAAAACAAUAUUGGAACAUAAAAAAAGAUAAUUAUGACGUUGUAGUUUUUUUUGCUAAAGGAAAGUUUUAUGAAUUAUAUGAAAAUGAUGCUGAUAUUGGUAACAAAGAAUUAGGACUUAAAAUUACUAAUAGAGUUAAUAUGAGAAUGGCUGGUGUACCAAAAGCAUCAUUCAAUACAUAUGCAUCAAAAUUACUUGAAUUAGGAUAUAAAGUAGGUUGUGUAGAUGAAAAAGAAACUUCAGAAGAAUCAAAGAAAAGAGGAGCAACAAUAAUUGUUAAUGGUAAAAGAGAACCAAAUAUUGUUCGUAGAGAGUUGACAAGAAUAUACACUGUUUCUACUGCAACAGAACCAGAAUUAUGCUCUGAUACUAGUGAUAUGUUUUGUAUGGCUAUCGUAUCAAAUGGAUGUGAUGUUGGAGUGUGUUAUGGUGAUGCAUCUGUUGGUAGAGUAUUCUUAGGAUACUUAGAAGAUACAGAAUUACAUAAUAGUCUUCAUACUUUGUUACAUAGAGUACAUCCAAAAGAAAUCUUAUUAUUAAACAGUAUUUCAGAUGAUAUUGCUCAUAUUUGUAAAAAUCUUAAAUUUGCAGAAAUAACAUAUGUAAAAGAGCCAGAAGAUAUUAGUGGAGUAUUGCCAUUAUUUGCCAAUAGAGGAAGAGUACCUAAAGUUAUUGAGAAGUAUAGUACUAACGAUCAAGUGAUGACAGCCUUUACUAUUCUUUAUAAUUAUUUUACUACUUUAUUAAUCCCAAAGACAAUUAUAAUUAAUGGAACUUUUGGAGAAUAUACAACAUUAUCUCAGGAUUAUCUUAUUGUUGAUGCACAGAGCAUUGUUAAUUUAGCUUUAUUUGCUAGUAAAGGAAAAGAAGUAGAAGGUACACUUCUUCAUUUUGUAGAUAACUGUUUUACAGCAUUUGGUAAACGAAUGUUACGAGAAAGAUUUUUAUUAAAACCAUUAAUGGAUGUUAAUAAGAUUCUUCAUAGACAAGAAGUAGUUGAAUUCUUUUUAGAAAACAAUGAUUUAAUUGAUCAAAUAGGAACAUUUUUAAGAGUAAUACCUGAUCUUGAACGAUUGUUAAGUCAAUGCACAUCAUUAACAAUAACUGAAUCUAAUUUUAUUCGUAUGGUAUCAGGGUUUGAAACAUGUCAAAAAUUAAUAAAUGAAUUAAAGGCUAUAGUAAAAGAUAUGCCAGAAGUACUUCAAACAAUUGUUUUAGAUAAAAACAAUUUAGGAUAUCCUAAUCUUGAAGAAUUUAUUUCUAAGUUAGAAAGUAUCUAUGAUUUUACAAAAGCAAAAGAAGAACAUGCUAUUACUUUCUUUAAUGGAUAUAAUGAAGAAAUAGAUCAUGCUUUUGAAAGAAGAAAUGAAUUAGAAAAUGAAUUUGCUAAGGAAUUAGUUUCAAUUCAAAAAAUCUUUGAAGAAGCAAAGUAUGUAAGUAUUGGAGGUGAUGACCAUUUAAUUGCAUUACCAAUUAAACGUUAUGAGUCUUAUCUAAAAAAACAUACUAAAUUACCUAGUGGAUAUACUGAAGUCAAUAAAAUCAAAAGUGAAGCACGACUUAUGAGUUCUAAAGUUAGUAAUAUCCAAACAGAGUAUGAUUUAAAUGAAAAACAGAUUAAUGACUCUCAUCAUACUUUAUUCAAUCAAUUAAUUAAUGAAGUAUCAAGUACUUUAGUAUUAUCAAGAGCAAUUACUAAUAUUGGAUUGAUUGAUUGUUUUGUUUCAAUCGCUCGUUGUUCUCAAUCAAUGGAAACAUCAUGUGUUCCUUCUUUCAUUAAAAAUGGAAUGAUUUAUUCAUAUGGAAAAGACCCUGAACCAACAUCUAUUACAACUCCAUACUUUAAUGCAAAACAGUUAAAGCAUCCAUACUUGACUGUUUCAACUAAAACAAAUGCAAUUCCUUCUAAUAUUAUUCUUGGAGGUACUGAUCCUCAAACUAUUAUUUUAACUGGACCAAAUAUGGGAGGUAAAUCUACAUUAUUAAGAACAGUAUGUCUUGCUGUUAUCAUGGCUCAAAUGGGAAUGAGAUGUACUGGUGAAGAAAUUACUAUGUCAGUUGUUGAUCAUAUCUUUACUCGUAUUGGAGCUUCAGAUGAUAUUUUACACGGGAUGAGUACUUUUAUGGUAGAGUUAGACGAAACAGCUCAAAUGCUACAUGAUGCUACACAAGAUUCUUUGGUUGUAUUAGAUGAACUAGGAAGAGGUACAUCUACUCAUGAUGGGUUAGCUAUUGCUCAUGCAGUAGUUGAAUACACAGUCUCAAAAAUUAAGCCAUUAAUGAUUGUUUCAACACAUUACCAUCAACUAUGCGAAGAGUUUGAGGAACGUGGAGAUGUUAAAUUAAGUCAUAUGGGAUGUACAAUUCAAAACAACCAAAUAAUUUUUUUGUAUACAUUAUUAGAUGGUGCAUGUCCAAAAUCUUAUGGUAUGAAAGUAGCUGAAAUGGCAGGACUUCCAACUAAAAUCGUUCACCGAGCAGAAAAUAUAGCAACAUGGUUUGAAUUAUAUUCAUGGUGGAAAGAUAAUGAAGAUGCCCAAACAUUUACAAAUAUAGUCUGUGCAAACAAACGAACAUUUGAACAAUAA
Molecule: messenger RNA, 2805 nt
Organism: Entamoeba dispar SAW760
Lineage: Eukaryota; Evosea; Mastigamoebida; Endamoebidae
Exons: 1
Coding region: 1-2805 (934 amino acids)
Biological process (GO): mismatch repair
Cellular component (GO): nucleus; MutSalpha complex
Molecular function (GO): mismatched DNA binding; ATP-dependent DNA damage sensor activity; ATP binding
Source: RefSeq, a predicted model, not a curated record